This is a messenger RNA of Propithecus coquereli (Coquerel's sifaka), 1696 nucleotides long. RefSeq names its product basic leucine zipper and W2 domain-containing protein 1-like. Gene Ontology annotation, molecular function: protein binding. The coding region runs from base 106 to 1167 and encodes 353 amino acids. The transcript is spliced from 2 exons. Gene Ontology annotation, cellular component: cytoplasm; membrane. NCBI's taxonomy places the organism in Eukaryota, Metazoa, Chordata, Mammalia, Primates, Indriidae. The record is from RefSeq and is a predicted model, not a curated record.
CUCCUCCUCGCGUUAGUUCCAGUCACAGAGGAGACACCGCUGCAGUUGCCGCCACAUCGGGGAUUUCAGGCUCUUUUCUCUUCGCCUUAAAUUCGGGUGUCUUUUAUGAAUAAUCAAAAGCAGCAAAAGCCAACGCUAUCAGGCCAGCGUUUUAAAACCAGAAAAAGAGAUGAAAAAGAGAGGUUUGACCCUACUCAGUUUCAAGACUGUAUUAUUCAAGGCUUAACUGAAACUGGUACUGAUUUGGAAGCAGUAGCUAAAUUUCUUGAUGCUUCUGGAGCAAAACUUGAUCACUGUCGAUAUGCAGAAACACUCUUUGAUAUUCUGGUGGCUGGUGGAAUGCUGGCCCCAGGUGGUUCAUUGGCAGAUGACAUGAUGCGUACAGAUGUCUGCGUGUUUGCAGCACAAGAAGACCUAGAGACCAUGCAAGCAUUUGCUCAGGUUUUUAACAAGUUAAUCAGGCACUACAAAUACCUGGAGAAAGGUUUUGAAGAUGAAGUAAAAAAGCUGCUGCUGUUUUUAAAGGGUUUUUCAGAGUCGGAGAGGAACAAGCUGGCUAUGUUGACUGGUGUUCUUCUGGCUAAUGGAACACUUAAUGCAUCCAUUCUCAAUAGCCUUUAUAAUGAGAAUCUGGUUAAAGAAGGGGUUUCAGCAGCUUUUGCUGUAAAGCUCUUUAAAUCAUGGAUAAAUGAAAAAGAUAUCAAUGCAGUAGCUGCAAGUCUUCGGAAAGUCAGCAUGGAUAACAGAUUGAUGGAACUCUUUCCUGCCAAUAAGCAAAGCGUUGAACACUUCACAAAGUAUUUUACUGAAGCGGGCUUGAAAGAGCUUUCAGAGUAUGUUCGGAAUCAGCAAACCAUAGGAGCUCGGAAGGAGCUCCAGAAGGAACUUCAAGAGCAGAUGUCCCGUGGCGAUCCAUUCAAGGAUAUAAUUUUGUAUGUCAAGGAGGAGACGAAAAAAAACAACAUUCAUUUCAUGAAAGCCUUCCAGAAAAUAGUGGUGCUUUUUUAUAAAGCUGAAGUCCUGAGUGAAGAGCCCAUUCUGAAGUGGUAUAAAGAUGCACAUGUUGCAAAGGGAAAAAGUGUCUUCCUUGAGCAAAUGAAAAAGUUUGUAGAAUGGCUCAAAAAUGCUGAAGAAGAAUCUGAGUCUGAAGGUGAAGAAGGUGACUGAAUUUUGAAACUACACCCUCAGUAAAGCAAACAGGAGUUGUAGAUAAAAUGUCAUGUCUCGUGUCCUGGUUCUUACAUCUUCCUACCUCCCUAUAUCAAGCAUGAUAUAAGGGCUUUCAUGGCAAAUUUUAUUUUAACUGUUUCUAUGGUUACUGGAAAUGUUGAGUUUAGUUUCUAAAACCAUGUUUUAAGUAGCUACAGGAGCUAUAGAUUUGAAUCUAAUGCCACAUUAGUCUUUUCAGUUAUCUUCUACCUCCUGUAUUUUCUACUGUAAUAAUGUAAUUUAAGGCCUUCCACAAUGAACCGUUCACUUUAUUCCCUGGGUUUUCUAUAAACAGUUUUCAAGAUAUGAUUUGGUUAAAAAUAAUUUGUUAUAAAAAUUCGGUUUGCAAGUUAAACUGUAAAAGCAUCCAAAGUCUCAAAAGGCAAUGAUUUGUGUGAUAAUUUGAUAUGCCCAGAGCCCUACUCAUCAAUGAAAAUCUCAUCUACAGUAAUUGAAUUCAUUAACAUGAAUCUUGAGUAUUUAGACC